CGGGCCCGCCCGCCCGCCCGGGGAGCCGCCGGCAGUGGCCGAGGAGGCGGCGCGGCGCACGGCGGCCCGAGAGUAGCGCCCGCGCUGCGGCCCGCGGGACCGCGCCGCGACCGCCCGGGCCGGCCCGAGGAGCGCCCGCCGCCGCCGCCGCCGCCGCGCGUGGACCGAGGAGAUGUGGGACAUGUGGAUUUGGGAUAUGAAUUCAUUUGAAAAACCACUUUGGGGUUAUGAACGUGAUUUCUGAUGAAACUGGAUUGGAAUAAUUUUCAUGAUCUUUAUAUAUUUAUGUAUAUAUAUUUUAAAAUUUUGCAUUUGACUUAAAGUGCCAUGAGAAAAUUUGCAUAUUGCAAGGUGGUCCUAGCCACCUCCUUGAUUUGGGUACUCUUGGAUAUGUUCCUGCUGCUUUACUUCAGUGAAUGCAACAAAUGUGAUGAAAAAAAGGAGAGAGGACUUCCUGCUGGGGAUGUUCUAGAGCCAGUACAAAAGCCUCAUGAAGGUCCUGGAGAAAUGGGGAAACCAGUCGUCAUUCCUAAAGAAGAUCAAGAAAAGAUGAAAGAGAUGUUUAAAAUCAAUCAGUUCAAUUUAAUGGCGAGUGAGAUGAUUGCACUCAACAGAUCUUUACCAGAUGUUAGGUUAGAAGGGUGUAAAACAAAGGUGUAUCCAGAUAACCUUCCUACAACAAGUGUGGUGAUUGUUUUCCACAAUGAGGCUUGGAGCACACUUCUGCGAACUGUCCAUAGUGUCAUUAAUCGCUCACCAAGACACAUGCUAGAAGAAAUUGUUCUAGUAGAUGAUGCCAGUGAAAGAGACUUUCUGAAAAGACCUCUAGAGAGUUAUGUGAAAAAAUUAAAAGUACCAGUUCAUGUAAUUCGAAUGGAACAACGUUCUGGAUUGAUCAGAGCUAGAUUAAAAGGAGCUGCUGUGUCGAAAGGCCAGGUGAUCACCUUCUUAGAUGCUCACUGUGAGUGUACAGUGGGAUGGCUGGAGCCUCUCUUAGCCAGGAUCAAACAUGACAGGAGAACAGUGGUAUGUCCUAUUAUUGAUGUCAUCAGUGAUGAUACUUUUGAGUACAUGGCAGGCUCUGAUAUGACCUAUGGUGGAUUCAAUUGGAAGCUCAAUUUUCGCUGGUAUCCCGUUCCUCAAAGAGAAAUGGACAGAAGGAAAGGUGAUCGGACUCUUCCUGUCAGAACACCCACAAUGGCAGGAGGCCUUUUUUCAAUAGACAGAGAUUACUUUCAGGAAAUUGGAACAUAUGAUGCUGGAAUGGAUAUUUGGGGAGGAGAAAACCUAGAAAUUUCCUUUAGGAUUUGGCAGUGUGGAGGAACUUUGGAGAUUGUUACUUGCUCACAUGUUGGACAUGUGUUUCGGAAAGCUACACCUUACACGUUUCCAGGAGGCACAGGGCAGAUUAUCAAUAAAAAUAACAGACGACUUGCAGAAGUGUGGAUGGAUGAAUUCAAGAAUUUCUUCUAUAUAAUUUCUCCAGGUGUUACAAAGGUAGAUUAUGGAGAUAUAUCAUCGAGACUCGGUCUAAGACACAAACUCCAAUGCAGACCUUUCUCUUGGUACCUAGAGAAUAUUUAUCCUGAUUCUCAGAUUCCACGUCACUAUUUCUCUUUGGGAGAGAUACGAAAUGUGGAAACAAAUCAGUGUUUAGAUAACAUGGCUAGAAAAGAGAACGAAAAAGUUGGAAUUUUUAACUGUCACGGUAUGGGAGGUAAUCAGGUUUUUUCUUAUACUGCCAACAAAGAAAUUAGAACAGAUGACCUUUGCUUGGAUGUCUCCAAACUUAAUGGCCCAGUCACAAUGCUCAAAUGCCACCACCUAAAAGGCAACCAACUUUGGGAGUAUGACCCAGUGAAACUAACCCUGCAGCAUGUGAACAGUAAUCAGUGCCUGGACAAAGCCACAGAAGAGGAUAGCCAGGUGCCCAGCAUUAGAGACUGCAAUGGAAGCCGGUCCCAACAGUGGCUUCUUAGAAACGUCACACUUCCAGAAAUAUUCUGAGACCAAAUUUACAAAAAAAGAAAAAAAUAAGGAUUGACUGGGCUACCUCAGCAUACAUUUCUGCCACAUUCUU
This is a messenger RNA of Diceros bicornis minor, 2080 nucleotides long. RefSeq names its product polypeptide N-acetylgalactosaminyltransferase 1 (gene GALNT1). NCBI's taxonomy places the organism in Eukaryota, Metazoa, Chordata, Mammalia, Perissodactyla, Rhinocerotidae. The transcript has 13 exons. The record is from RefSeq and is a predicted model, not a curated record. The coding region runs from base 328 to 2007 and encodes 559 amino acids. Gene Ontology annotation, cellular component: Golgi apparatus.